This is a messenger RNA of Carassius gibelio (silver crucian carp), 5212 nucleotides long. RefSeq names its product tudor domain containing 12 (gene tdrd12). The transcript is spliced from 34 exons. The record is from RefSeq and is a predicted model, not a curated record. NCBI's taxonomy places the organism in Eukaryota, Metazoa, Chordata, Actinopteri, Cypriniformes, Cyprinidae. Gene Ontology annotation, biological process: germ-line stem cell division; transposable element silencing. Bases 31 to 4164 code for a protein of 1377 amino acids.
UUUUGCAGGCUUUGCUGUGGAAUCUGAGAAAUGUUAGAAAUACAAAUAAUCAAGAUUGAAGAUCCAGGAUGUCUGUGGGCUCGAGUUCUGAAAGGACCAGGCAUUCAGCCGGACAGUCCGGAGGAUUAUGAGAACCUGAGAGUGAAAAUGAACCUCUUCUACCAUGAUGUCGACCUGGACGUUCAAAAACUAAAGCCUGCUGAACUGAAGGAGGGGCUGGUGUGUGUGCUGUUCAGUCUGGAUCUGAAGAGUUGGUGUCGAGCGGUAGUCGAGUCGGUCUUUCAGGGGACGGGGGACACUCAGGCUUGGUGCUUGUUAUUAGACCAUGGAGAUCGCAUCAUCGUCAGAGCAGAUGAUGUAAGAUCUCCUCUUGAGAGGUUCCUGCAGCUGCCUUUCAGAGUGAGACGCUUUAAAUUGGCUGGAAUUCGUCCAAUGACACUACAGGUGCCCAUCUCAGAAAACACAGCAGAGCUUGUUCCAUCUUCAACAUGGGACAGCUCUGCCACAAAAUACCUGCACAAUCUAUUACAAGUGUCGACUCUGGUUGAAGCCGUUCUGUGUGAAACCCAGUUAGGCUGCUCUGCCAUUGAACUCUACUUGACUAUCAAUGAAACAAAGAUCUGUGUGAACGAUGAGCUCGUGGCAAAGAAGUUUGCUUGUUUCAUGAGAGAGGAGUCCAGUGCGCUGGAGGGGAACAGGAAUGGAGAUCGCACUCCUAUCAGCCUGGCGUGGGACAUCUACUCCAGCCCUCACCAGCUCCUAGAAAUGAAAGGACGCUGCCCUAUCAAACCUCCACCGCCAGAUAUUCCCAUCAGAAAAGAGCGGAAAGAUGCUCCACAUACGGAAACAGAUGAAGUUUCUCAUUCAGAAAACCAGAAACCACAGGUGUCAGAGGAAGCGCACACGCCACGUCGAGCUCCUAAACUGACGCGCAAUGCUGGAACCGAUACUAUUGGCAGAGGAUGGCGUAUCAGAGCGGAGGCCACUGACAUCUUCUCAGAUGAAUGCUGUGGUCAGACUCGCAUGCACAAGCCUCAAUACAUGUUUGACACACUUUCACAUUCAAAGCAGAUUCCUCAACCUGAUCAAACCGAUAAUAACAGCAUUGCUCCGACACCAGCUGCAAGCUCACCAUCAUGUGCGAGUGACUCCUCUGAAGAGCAGAAAGUGGCAGCUCUCUCACAAGAGCCCAGUCUUGAAGAUCAGCUGACCUCUUCUAGACUUAUGCAGUUUCUAAACCCUGAUCCACUCAAUCCAGACCAAGAGUCUCUUGAUGCCAAAGUUGAACGCUGUAAUCCGGGACACUUGGGAGUUAUAGUGCACUCUGCCCUUCGUGUUGAACCCUGCCGUACCCUGACACGUGCACCCAUCAGUGAACAGUUCAGAAAGUUCCUGUUGUGGAGGAAGUAUAAUGGACCGAAUGUAGCAGAGAGUUACUGUUGGCCCUCUGUUGCACGAGGUUUUGACACUGUGCUGGUGUCACACAGCGGAGACAACCCUCUGUCCUAUAUUCCUCCUCUGCUGAUGCUGUUACAGACGGUUUCUGUCGUCUCCAGUCUCGCUGCUCGCAAUGGGCCCAUAGCAGUGAUCCUGUGUCCGGGCUGGGAGAAGGUUCAGACAGUGCUGGAGCUCCUGGAGGACAGUAAAGCAACGUACAACCUCCAUCCCACCAGUGUGCUGCUGGGUGUGGACCAGGAAGAGCCCAAGAAGUUCAAGAUCCAGAGGAACUGUCAGCUGCUGGUGACCACACCGUUCACCAUGAUGAGGCUGCUGGAUGCUCAGUGCUUCCUGUUCCUGAGACUGUGUCACCUGGUGCUGGAUGAGGCUGAUGUCCUGUAUUCACAAGCACCUGAGCAGAUGUCCGUAAUCCUGAAGCACUUCCAGAAGGUGGUCUCUGGAGAGGAGAGGUCGUCGUGCCCCAGGCAGAUCAUCGCAGUGGGCAGCCGCUGGAGCGCCGGGAUUGAGGCUCUGGUCAGAGAGCACAUGAUCUACCCCUCCGUCAUCAUCACCGUGAUGGAGGAGGCAGCUCUCUACGGCAGGGUACAUCAGAGGGUUCAGCUGUGUCUGGACUGCGACAAGAUCUCCGUUCUGCUCGGGUCGCUGGACUUCCACCCGCCCAAACCUCAGAAGACCCUCAUCAUUACCAACUCCGCAGAGGAGACCGAGCAUGUGUAUAAGGCUGUGGUCAACACGGCCGUCUUCACACUGAAAGCUCAUGAAGACGUGACGGAUCAGUUUGACUUCGUCAUUGAUCAGUGGAGGAAAGACAUCAGCCGUGGAACGCAAGUCAUUCUGGUCACCACCAAUGACUGUCUCAAGGCUCUCGGCAUCCGGGACGCCACGUGCGUGGUGCAUUAUGGGUUUCCCAGCUCCCCCAAACUCUUCGGCAGCCGCCUGUUCUGCAUGUCAGAGCAUUUCAGAAACCUCUCGGAUAUGGAUCAUGCCGAGAGCUCCUCUCCUGCAGCUCAGUCCGUGUGGCUGCUGUCGGAGCUGAACGCCCGUCACGUGUGUGGCGUCCUGCGGUACCUGAGGAGAAGCGGCGCUCUUCUGCCCCCGGAGCUGCUGACGUUCGCUCUGGGCGUCCAGCAGGCCAAAGAGGAGCAGAAGACCGACAGACACCUCUGCUCCUCGCUCAAGAGCUUCGGCUUCUGCAGAGACAGCACAGUUUGUCCGGAUCGACACAUGAUCAACAAAGCCCUGGAUCAGCCAAAGCACCCUGACUCUGGGAAUAUCAUGGUUUUGCCGCUGUGCAUAAAGUCAGCGAAUGUGUACUCGGGCCGCAUCGUGAGCCAGAAAGAGGAUCGUUACGAGACUCUCGCUGCUGAAAUGAACGCACACUACGCUAGUGAGAGACUCUGUGCUGUCCAAGUGCUGAAGGGAGAGCUUUACGCCAUCCAAGAGGAGAACAUCUAUAACCGGGUGCGUGUGACAGAGCUGCCGGAGAAAGGAGAGCAGCUGUUCAGCAGCGUCACUGCCUGCUUCAUAGAUGAGGGCCGCACACAGGAAGUGAAAUCACACCAGCUUCUCCAGCUUCCUCCUCGGUUCCAGGCUGUGCCCGACCAGGCUGUGGAGAUCAUCCUGUGCAGAGCGCAGCCCGUCGAUGGGGAGGUGGACUGGAACCCGAAGGUGACCAGAGCCAUCAGUCAGAAGAUCAGAGGGAAGCUGCAUCAGGCCAGGGUUGUGAUGAGUGUGGGAAAUACCGUCUGGGUUGAUCCUAUGGUGCGCAUGACGCGUGUUCCUGGUCUGAAGACCUACAUUAAUGAGUAUAACGUCCAUGCGGAGAUCUUGGCCUCUGGGUUUGGUGUCAAUAAUCCUCAGCAUGUGGAUCUGCUGAAGAGCGUUUUCCAGGGAGACGAGAACGCAGUCAUGCUCCAGCACUUAACGGAUGACAGGUUUGAGAGCCCGUCGUCAUCCUCUCAGCAGAGAGCUGAUGUUCUAGAAUACGCUCUGACCAGUAAGAUGAAGGAGUUAGUGAGCAGUCAUAAUGCAGUCAUGGAGUUCAGCCAGACUCCCAUCAGCCCCCAGAACUACAGUGCUGUCCAGUGCAAUGGAGACCUGAAGGACAGGAAUGAUGAUGAUUCUUCAGAGGGAAGCGGGGAUAUCAUGAGCCCUGAUCCGAAUGGAUUUUCAUCUCCGAACCCGACCAGACCUGCCAGCUCUGAAACAGACAGAGAUGAAGCCCUGAACAUCGACAAAUUGCAGGCAGUCAAUGAACCACAGAAUAUCCACAAUCCAGCCGCCUUCUUAUUCCAGCCGACCGGUUUUCACCCACAGAUCAAAUGGUUCCAGAGGGCCGAGCUGGUCACGAUCUACAUAAAGCUGAUCAGUCCAGUGAUGCAGAAGUGUGAAUUCCUCUCAGACGCAGUCAUUUACAGUGGGUACGUGAAUGACCGGCAUUACUACACAAAGCUCGAGCUGUCCGGUGACAUCCUCGCUGAGGAGUCCUCGUGGGAAAUGAGAUGCAAUGAGCCUGUGAUCAAGCUGAAGAAAAAGGAAAAGCGGGACUGGAGUUCACUCCUCAAACACAAGAGCCCAUUUGUCAGCUAUGAAUUUGACCACAUUGACGAGACUCGUGUUUCUUCAGUAAACGGGCACUUGUUCCUGGCUGAGGUGGGAGAGGAGGGCUGUUACGUCAGCUCUGAGAGCGACAGCGACAGUGACUGAAGACAACCAAUCCCAAAUACUGAACUCUUGUACAGUACAUUCAGUAGCUGAAAUACAGAUCCAUUUCAUUUCCUUUAAUUGCCCAAUAAUAAUAAUAAUAAUAAUAAUAGUAAUUUCAGUAUUUGUUUUGUUUAUACAAUGUCUAUUGAAUGGCUCCCCUAGAGUUAAACAGUAGACUUUUACCAUUUAAGAAUCCAUUCAGCCGAUCUCCGGGUCUGGCGGUAGCACUUUUAGCUUAGCUUAGCAUAGAUCAUUGAAUCGUAUUAAACUGCUAGCAUCUCACUCAAAAAUUGUGUAAUGAAUAGUUACUAUUUUCUUGGCUGGGGGUAAGCAAGUUGGGUCCUGGAGAGCCUUGGUCCUGCAGAGUUCAGAUCCGACCCUAAUCAAACAUACCUGAACAAGCUCCUCAAUGUCUUCAGGAUUACUAAUCUACAGAAAAGUGAGGGGUUUUUUCAGGGUUGGAGCUGAACUCUGCAGGACUCCGGCUCAACAGGACAAACUAGCUGGGGACUAUUGUUUUGGGGGGGACUAAUAUUACUGCGCAUGCUGCACCCAUUGUGCGGCAAGAAAGUUCCUUGAUGAUUACGCCGGAUUGAGAGUAUAGUUCCUAGCCAAAUCGGCCUAGAAAAUCGCAACUUUUCAUUUUCCAUCGGUCUUAGUACACGAUGUAAUUACAGAAGAGUAAAGUUUUAAAUAGGAAAAAUAUCGAAACUCUUUGGUCAUUUUUGAGCGAGAUGCUAACGGUCCAAUCUGAUCCUAUGAUCUAUGCUAAGCUAAACGUGCUACCGCCAGACCUGGAGAUCGGCUGAAUGAGAUUGAAAACAUUAAAACUCGACCAUUUAACUCUAAGGGAGUUGGAAAAUAAGCCUAUUUUCAAAAAUGAUGGAGUGUUCCUUUUAAGUUCAACUAGUUUUGUUCAAAUGUUUUGUGAAUGUCAACCUUGCUGAUUGAUUGCAGUGCAAAAUGUUUUUUUUUUCAUAAUCUUUUUUUUUUUCGUUUUCAUAAAUUAAUACACAUUGUGUAACAUAAUUUUGUGUGUUCUUUAUGA